CUUUUUGAUGAUCCUUUGCCAUUUUGGAUAUUAACCGACCCUAGGCUUGCUACCCGUCUUGAGGAAAUCAGUGUGAAGCGCAACCGAGAUGGAUGGACGUUGACGGACCAGCUUCUUGAGUACGAGGGUACUGAGGAAGCGUCGCGCCCAAUUGAUGUCCACUUUUGGUACGACACUGUUGGAACACCUUCGGAAGCGUGUCCAAAGGGUAAUGCGCUCGUAAUCACUGUGAGAUGCAUGCCUAACAAGAAGGAGCCUGAGAUUCGUCUUCCUCGUUCUUGCCCGGAUGGAACUUGCGAUGGAUGCCUUUUUCAUGCUAUUGUUGAAUCAGUGCAGGUGGUUCUUUUGAGUUAA
Strongylus vulgaris is the source of this 354-nucleotide messenger RNA. The record is from the annotation of a GenBank genome assembly. NCBI's taxonomy places the organism in Eukaryota, Metazoa, Nematoda, Chromadorea, Rhabditida, Strongylidae.